AUGUGCGACCACGGUCACAAUCACACGGGAUGCUCGCACGAGUCGUCCGACACUCCGACGGCGUCCGACCACUUCCGAUAUGAUCUACGCAGCUAUAUCGACUUUGAUCGCGUCACCGUACUCAACGAGGCCGUCGACGACGCCGGCAAAGAGGUCUUCAAGACGAUGGAAACGAGAAAUGACCGCACGAUAUUCGUCGACAGCGAUUGCGACGAGGAGCUUCUCUUCAAUAUCCCAUUCACGGGACACGUCAAAUUGAGCGGAUUGGCGAUAAGCGGCGACGAGAAUGAGACGCAUCCGGCGAAAAUUCGCAUUUUCAAGGAUCGAGAAGCGAUGUCGUUCGAUGACUGCCGAAUAGCUGCCGAUCAGGAGAUUGAUCUUAAAAUGGAUGCGAACGGCGUCGUCGAUUAUCCGUUGAAGGCGUCGAAAUUCGCCAACAUUCACCAUUUGGCGAUUCACGUCGCCAAAAAUUUCGGUGCCGACGCGACGCGCGUUUAUUACAUCGGCCUUCGCGGUGAAUUUCAGCACGAGUUUCGCUCAAAGAUCGCAAUUGCCACGUACGAAUCACGUGCUCAACUCAAGGACCAUAAAAGCGAAAUUCCGGAUGCGGUUGGACACAGUCUGUUCUAG
Caenorhabditis bovis is the source of this 630-nucleotide messenger RNA. The record is from the annotation of a GenBank genome assembly. NCBI's taxonomy places the organism in Eukaryota, Metazoa, Nematoda, Chromadorea, Rhabditida, Rhabditidae.